Molecule: messenger RNA, 466 nt
Organism: Urocitellus parryii (Arctic ground squirrel)
Lineage: Eukaryota; Metazoa; Chordata; Mammalia; Rodentia; Sciuridae
Source: RefSeq, a predicted model, not a curated record
CAGCACGCGAGCGGCGCGACAGUGCGGGCAAGGGCUCCGCAGCCCGCCGCAGCCGCCGCCUCGCCGCKGCCCAGUUGGAGGACGUCGCGGCGGGCGCGCGGCCUGUGAGGGCGGCUAGAGCGGCGGGCGCGGCGCGGCGCCAGCGUCCUGUCAGGCGGCGGAGGGCGCCGCGGACCGCGCCGCGAUGAUGCCGAUGAUAUUAACCGUGUUCUUGAGCAACAAUGAACAGAUUUUAACAGAAGUUCCUGUAACACCAGAAACAACCUGUCGAGAUGUUGUAGAAUUUUGCAAGGAGCCUGGAGAAGGCAGUUGUCAUUUAGCUGAAGUGUGGAGGGGAAAUGAGCGUCCUAUACCUUUUGACCACAUGAUGUACGAGCACUUGCAGAAGUGGGGUCCUCGCAGGGAAGAAGUGAAAUUUUUUCUUCGACAUGAGGACUCCCCAGCCGAGAACAGUGAACAAGGUUAA